AUUCCUGUCGCACUCGAUACAGUUUCUCCAAUUUUGCUCUGAUUAUUCUAAACGUGCGGUGAGUUCAAUCCAUCACAAUAAACGCAAUAACAUAUAUCAGAUGUUAAAAAUAAACUAAUUCUCGUAACAGAUUUGGAAUUGGAUCCAAAAUGUUUUCCAAUCAUAUGACAAUGAUCGUGCGGCUGGCUGCACAGCAGCAACAGCAACAACAACAACGAGGUAUGGCGACCCUCAAAGCCAUUUCCAUAAGAUUGAAGUCCGUAAAGAAUAUCCAAAAGAUCACGCAAUCAAUGAAAAUGGUGUCUGCUGCUAAGUAUAGUAGAGCGGAACGUGAUUUGAAACAAGCUCGCCCGCUUGGUGUUGGUACAAAAAUGUUUUACGAACAAGCAGAGAUUCAGGCACCGGCGGAAGAACCAAAGAAACUGGUGAUAGCGGUAACGAGCGACCGUGGUCUGUGCGGUGCUGUACACACCGGAGUUUCUCGUAACAUUAGAGAUGCUCUUUUAGCAGAUUCCACCGAACGCGAGAAUACAAAAAUUGUAUGCAUCGGUGAAAAAUCACGAGCAAUUUUAUCCCGUAUAUUUGCCAACAACAUACUCUUUGUUGCAUCUGAAGUUGGUCGUAAGCCGCCUACGUUUAAUGAUGCCGCUAAAGUGGCGACUGAAGUUAUGACUAGCGGGUACACCUUUGGUUCCGGCCGCAUUGUCUACAAUCGAUUCAAAUCAGUCGUAUCGUAUUCCGUCGACCAACUGCCUCUUUUUGACAAAAAUUCAGUUGUCACAGCGCCUAAAUUAUCUGUAUAUGAUUCUCUUGAUGAGGAAGUUAUUCAAAGUUAUUUAGAAUUCUCUCUGGCUUCUUUAUUGUUCUAUUCGAUGAAGGAAGGCGCCUGCAGCGAACAAUCUAGUCGUAUGACGGCCAUGGAUAAUGCCAGUAAGAACGCGGGAGAAAUGAUAGACAAAUUAACUCUAACAUUCAAUCGUACCCGACAAGCUGUAAUUACUAGGGAACUUAUUGAAAUUAUUUCUGGUGCUGCUGCAUUGGAUUAAACGAUACUCGAAAUUUUUCAUAAAAUUCAUACACGAUAGUGUUCGACUGUAGAUCAGAAGAAUGUAAUCAAGUGAAGAUAAACCGUAUGGUUUACAUGGAAAACGAAACUUGAAUCGAUGGUGGGAUAAAUUUGUUGCAAUUGACGGAACGUUUAAAAGUACAGCAAUAUUUAUAAAUCCAUAUUUGAAAUAAAUCAUUCAAAACACUA
This is a messenger RNA of Colletes gigas, 1255 nucleotides long. RefSeq names its product ATP synthase subunit gamma, mitochondrial (gene ATPsyngamma). Bases 150 to 1046 code for a protein of 298 amino acids. The transcript has 3 exons. NCBI's taxonomy places the organism in Eukaryota, Metazoa, Arthropoda, Insecta, Hymenoptera, Colletidae. Gene Ontology annotation, biological process: proton motive force-driven ATP synthesis. The record is from RefSeq and is a predicted model, not a curated record. Gene Ontology annotation, molecular function: proton-transporting ATP synthase activity, rotational mechanism.